Ostreobium quekettii is the source of this 1845-nucleotide messenger RNA. Lineage: Eukaryota; Viridiplantae; Chlorophyta; Ulvophyceae; Bryopsidales; Ostreobiaceae. The record is from the annotation of a GenBank genome assembly.
AUGUUUUUCGACGGAUCUGGCAGAGGCAUGACGUCCACCGCCGUGGAGAAGGCCGUCGAGACAUCCAGAUCAACGGGCGUCCUGAAUCUGCGUGGCUACGACAUCGAAGAAGUUCCGGCGGCUGUUUACGACCCCUCGAAGAUCGAGACCAACUGGUGGGAGGUGACCGAACUGGUGCAAGUUGUCCUGUCGUUCAACCAGAUAUCCAAGGUGCCGAACGAACUGGGCGAUCUCGUGAGCAUCACACUGCUGGAUGUGAGCCACAAUCGACUGGACUGCCUGCCGUCCAGCCUGUGCCAGCUGUCACACCUCAAGUCACUGGACAUCUCCCACAACCAGAUCAGCGCACUCCCGCAGGAGCUGGAAGAACUGUCAUUCCUGGUGCAGCUGCUGUGCACCAACAACCAGCUGACCAGGCUUCCUUCGGGCUUUGGGACAAACCAGCCAAACCUGGUGAAGCUGCUGGUGGCUGAGAAUGCGCUGACGGAGCUUCCAGCCAAGCUGUCAGCCUGCAGGUCUUUGACCAUCCUAGAUGCGCAGAGGAACAAUCUUGAGACAGUCACGCUUGGCUCGCUGACCAGUCUGGUGGAUGUAAAUUUGAGCCACAACAAGCUGACAAGCAUACUGCCGGCCGACAUCAACGGCCUGCAAAAGCUCAAAGUCUUGAAUGUUCGAUACAAUCAGCUGGCAAACCUGCCAGGAAUGGCAAAGUGCAGCAGCCUGGUGGAAUUGCACGCUGGAUUCAACAGGCUGAAGAAAAUUCCAUCAGACAUGGGAAGCAUGGAGGCACUGAAGGUAUUGGAUUUGUCCACAAACAACAUCAGCAGCAUCCCAGCUGCUGCUUGCCAGAUGCGGCUGCUGACUUUAGACUUGAGCAACAACACAAUCGGCACUCUGCCCCCAGAGCUGGGUCUAAUGACAACCCUGAAGAAACUACCACUUGAAGGCAAUCCCAUCAGAAGCAUCCGCCGGGAAUUGAUUACUGGUCCAACAGAGAGCCUGCUUCACGCCCUGCAAAUGCGAAUGCCAGACACUGCCACAGGAAGCUUCCAGAAGCCUGUGAAUGCUGCGCAGCACGUGCAGUCGUGGUCAUUUGGUGGGGAAGAGGGUGACCCUGCUGCGGACGUGGCACGCAGACUCAAUCUGGGAUCCAAGGGACGCAAACUGGAUUUGAAGGGUGCUGGCUUGACUGAACUUCCACAGCAGGUUUGGGAUGCGAUGCCAUCGUUGGAGAGAUUGGACCUCAGCAACAAUAAGAUUGCCACAAUACCUGUGGAAGCUUUCCACGAAGCUUUUCACCUGCAGAGAUUGGCAUUGGACAACAUGGGCCUCACUACUUGGCCUUUGCCGAUGCGUCAAGGCUUGCUGCCAAGCCUCCUUGGCCUGUCCAUUGCCAGAAAUCCCAUAUCUGCUGUUCCUCGGGAUGCAUUCAUGUGCUGCUCAGAUACGCUCACGGAGCUGGACAUGUCAGGCACAGACACAGUUGGCAAAUUACCGGUGGGCGUUUUGGUUGGUUUGCGAAAGCUGCAGUGCCUGUCCCUGAACAGAGCACAGCUGCGAGAGAUUCCAGGAGUGCUCCUUGAAAUGCCUUCAUUGACGACACUGGACCUGAGCGACAACACAAUCACCACCAUUCCUGUGUCAAUCACCUGCCUAACGAAUCUACAGGUCUUGAAUCUGGCCAACAACAGCAUUGCUGACGUGCCUCCACAGAUAGGUUUGAUGCAUCCUACUUUGAAGAAGUUUGUGCUGGAGGGCAAUAUCUUGAAAAGGCUGCGGCGCAAUGUGUUAGAAAAAGGCACAUGUGCUAUUCUAGAGUAUUUGCGGGACAGGAUUCCUGUGUGA